This is a messenger RNA of Talpa occidentalis (Iberian mole), 4025 nucleotides long. It is a transcript of the gene ZNF165, whose product is annotated as zinc finger protein 165. Bases 365 to 1810 code for a protein of 481 amino acids. NCBI's taxonomy places the organism in Eukaryota, Metazoa, Chordata, Mammalia, Eulipotyphla, Talpidae. Gene Ontology annotation, molecular function: RNA polymerase II cis-regulatory region sequence-specific DNA binding; DNA-binding transcription factor activity, RNA polymerase II-specific. The transcript is spliced from 4 exons. Gene Ontology annotation, biological process: regulation of transcription by RNA polymerase II. The record is from RefSeq and is a predicted model, not a curated record.
UGGAGUCUAAGCGCCUGAGCAGACCCGGAGGCUUCUGGGAAUUGCAGUCCAAAGCCGGUCCGUCUUCUUUUGCGCAGACUCAAAAGUCUCUACAGAAGGAAGCGUCGAGCCGUGGUACCGCGCCGUCCUUCCACCGGAAGUGUCCGAUCGGAACCAGCCUGUGGGAGAGGUGAGUCCGGGUUUGGGGAACCAGGUGUCCGGCUUUUAGUGCCCUCCAGGUGCCUAGUUCCGACCAAGUUCUCUUCAGGAUUGCAGCAGCCCUGUUGCGACCCGGAGCCGGGGCCUCGGAGGAUUCCCGAGGAAAGGCGGAACUAGGAACGCCUAAAACCAAAUAAGAAGUGGGACUUGUGAUAUUUAUCCCAAGAUGACGACAGAAUCCAAGAAAGCUGCAGUUCAGAACUUUCAGGAGGAUGAAGGACUUUUGAUAGUGAAGAUAGAAGAGGAAGAUUUUGUCUGGAGGCAGGACAUUUGCAUUCAGAGAAGUGAUCCUUUUAGGCAGGAGCUUUGCCGUCAGCUUUUCAGGCAGUUCUGCUACCAGGACUCUUCCGGACCCCAUGACGCACUGAGCCGGCUCCGGGAGCUGUGCUGUCAGUGGCUGAAGCCUGAGACCCACACCAAAGAGCAGAUCCUGGAGCUGCUGGUGCUGGAGCAGUUCCUGACCAUCCUGCCUGGGAAUCUGCAGGCCUGGGUGCGUGAACAUUACCCAGAGAGUGGAGAGGAGGCAGUGAACAUACUGGAAGACUUGCAGAGAGGCACUGAAGAAGCAGCACACCAGGUUUCUGUCCAUGGACAGGGACGAGAAAUAUAUAGGAAAAAGGUAGCACCUCCUGGACCAGUGCUUAGUGACCAGCUGCAGCCAGUGGACACCAAGGAUCUUCAUGUUUCUUCAGAACCCCAGCUUUUACUGGAAUGUGAUAACGAGAGUGAAAACAAUGGAUCCAUAUCAAAACUGGACAUUAAUGAAAAGAUGGAAUCACAGAGAAUUAUAUCAGGAAGAAUCGUGUCAGAAGGGGCCACUGAGCCUCAAGAUAUCUGUAAAUCUACAGGCAGAAUAAAGAACCAAUGGGAAAAAGGACCAAGAGUGUCACGGAGACCAUCAUCUGCUCAGGAUGGAGGUUUUAGUAAAAUCCUCACCCACAAAAAUACACUAACACAUGAAAUAAGUCAUGAUGGAUGUGAAAGAAGCUUAAAUCUGAAUGCAAAUGAACUCAUACACCAGAAGUCUUAUAAACACAGUGCCUAUGACCAAGGUUUCAAAUGGAAUUCAGAUUUUAUUAAGCCUCAAAAAAUUUGUGCUGAAGAAAAAAUUCACCAAUAUGCAAAAUCUGUCAAAAGCCCAAACCUUAUUAAACAUACAGCAAUUUUCAGUGGGGAGAAAACCCAUCAAUGUAAUGAAUGUGGGAAAGCUUUCAGACACAGCUCAAAGCUUAUUAGGCAUCAGAGAAUCCAUACUGGAGAGAGACCCUAUGAAUGUAAUGAGUGUGGGAAAGGCUUUGGGGGAAGCUCAGAUCUGGUUAGACACCAGAGAAUUCACACUGGGGAAAGACCCUUUAAAUGCAAAGAAUGUGGGCGAGCAUUCAGCUUGAAUUCACAUCUUAUUCUGCAUAAGAGAAUUCACACCAGAGAGAAACCCUAUGAAUGUAGAGAGUGUGGGAAAACCUUCAGAGUGAGCUCACACCUUAUUCGACACCUGAGAAUCCACACUGGAGAGAAACCCUAUGAAUGCGGUGAGUGUGGGAGAGCCUUUAGUCAGAGCUCACACCUUAGUCAACAUCAGCGAAUUCACAAGAGGGAAAAUCUACUAAUGUAAAGAACUAAAAUUCAUAUGCAAAUACUAAAGGAAUAGCAAAAUGUGAAAAACACUAAAUAAAAGAUAGAGGUGAGAUAAAUGACAGAAAGACCAAUGUCUCUUCUCUCUCUCUUUCUCUCUCUCUCUCUCUCUCAUAUUCUCAGGCUUGCUGUUUUGUGUAUUGUCUUCAUCUCUGUGUGUCUGGGUGCUUUUUGUGAAACUCAGAAUGUGCCUCUUCCAUUGCCUGCAGAGGACAAACUUACAGAACCAGAAUUUGGGGAGGCUAAUAAAUAUGAUAAUGGAGAUAGGAAAAAUGAUUCUUGGGAAGUAACCAUAAUUACAUUAUGAGGAGAAGAUGAUGAUUCAGGUAAAAAAAAAAACUGAUCAUUAACCCUAGUUAAUGAUGUUCCACAAAAGUCCAUGUGUGACCAGGAGUGGAAUGGCUUGACCAGUGCACUACAGAACAGUGCUUUUUAGAAUGUUCCUUUAAAAAUGAGAUACAUCACAACUACAUUGGUGGCAUUCCCAUCUCUGCACUGGUGGCAUUGUAGUCUAUGUCCAGAGGUCAUCCCAGGAACGCAUAACCAGAAAAGCAUCCAAGGUCAGAGUCCAGAGAUGAAGUGUGGAGUAAAGGUUAAUUAGGCAAGAGUUGAUGUCAGCAGUGAGGAAAGGUAUUUAGAUGGAUUUAAACCUGGGCCUCCCUGGUGGCACAAGGGGUUAAGACGCAACCUAUGAGGCUACCACAGCCACUGCAGCAAGAGUUCAAUCCCUGGCCAGGGAGGUACCCACAUGGCAGAGCAGACCUUUCCUAUCUCCUGCUACUCCCCUCAGCAGUAUAUUUCAGUCGAUCUGCCUGUUCUGUUCCCUACUCUAUCUCUGGUGAAUCCUCUCACACCCCUACACCUCUGACUUGUACCCCAGUUCUUGUAUGUAUAAAUAAAUAAAUCUUGAAAAAAAAAAAACCUUUAAAUUUGGAGGAGGCAGACACAGUAGUAGAACCAGAAUUUUACUGCCACAUAGGCUAUGGAUUUGGGGCACCUUCCUGGGGUGAGUGGAUAGGGACUGAGUUUGGGGGCACUCUUUUAACAGAAAUAGGAAUCACUGGCCUUGUGGAAGCUGCUGAGAGAAUGAGUGCUAAAAAUAAGGUCCUAAAACUUUACUUCAUUGCUGCUGGCUGCUCUUCUCUUCCAGAAAGACUGAGCCCAGAGUGAUUUGGUAUCUUAGAGAACAGUGGAGAGAACGUGCAACAAGGUGAAGCUCGACCCAUGAUUUCAGGAUCUGAAAGUAAAUCCUACUCUACUUGUUCUGUUUGAUGAGGCACAUUUUCACUAAGAUGUGAGAAAUAAAAACUAUAUGAAGCUUAAAUAUUCCAAAGUAUAUGUUUUAAGUGAAAAAUCUAGCUAGAAACAACCCAGAUACUGAGGCAGACAGUAAGGUAAGUAUCCAGCAGAAUUCUUCCAGCAGGUGACCCCAACUGAUGCCUGAUAUCGGACCCCAGCAGGAUCUGACCCAGUCAAAAUCCAGAACCUCAUAAAGAACACAGUGUAUAAAGCAGCCUGAAGAAGCACCCCUUGGGUAUCUCACUCAAGACCCCUCCCCUGUGGGAACUGUUCUUUGCUGUCUAAUACAUCUCUGACUUCUUUCAUACUACUCUGAAUCCUGUGGCUCCAUACUGACGCCUGUGGCAACUGGCUCCAUUCUUUGGAAGCCAAAUUUGUGACAGACUGUAAGAGGGUCCUCAGGAAAAGGGAAGGUUCUAGGUUCCCUGCCCCACCCAAGGGAAGGUGGCGCUGAGCAGGGGAAGAGGAAGUUGGAAAGGAGAGUGGAGAAGGAGAGCAAUGAGGAAUGCUGGAGGAGGCACAUGUUGCAGAGAGACAUGGAAGAAGCUGUGCUUGCUUCUUGGUCCUGGACUGGGUGAAACAGAUGUGGGUGAGAGACCUGUGUGAGGGGUUAACAAUGGCAGCUUUUGUCUUGAUUUUGAUUUUGUUCUUUUCCUUCCAGAUUUGUCUGGUCCCUUCUUCCCCUUUCCUAUGGGUCCCCACCAGAAGGUGCCUUAGACAUGUACCAAGCUUUCGGGCCUCAGUGGCCCUGCUUUGGGCCAACCGUGUUUGGUUGGACAUUUACCCACAAGGAGAUGGGUAACUUUGGGUGCUUGAUUUGGAAACUAUAUUCUUUGUCUUUUCUUUGUUGCAUGCAGUUGUAUUAAAGUUUCUUUCCAUUAAAGGUCUUACACACU